UCUGUGUUAAAGAGGCCAUUGAGGGGGUUACCCUCAUCACAACCGUAUGGGCAUUCAGACAUUCAAUGGCUCUUCUAAGGCCACACGACUAUCUGUGGAAGUUAUUCAGUGCCAAGCUGACCGGAGUGGUGAGAAAAUGGCAGAGCAACCCAUCUCCAUUACAACUGCUGUUCUUGGACGGCCAUUCCAGUUGGGGAUGCUUUAUGACUGUCGCAGUGAUCAGCUUGUCCCAGGGGUGACACUCUGGAGUAAGUCCGUCCUGGAGAAAGACAUCAGCGUUAAAUCACAACGUCUUACGGAGUAUUCACUGGAGACCUCCAACUCUCUGACUGAUAAGUCCAAGGCACUCAAUAUAAAUGCAUCAUUGAGGGGAAGUUUUGCCUGUGGCCUUGUAGAGGUUGGCGGUUCAGCUAAGUACCUGAACAACAGCAAGUCCUCCAAGAAUCAAGCUAGAGUGACCCUGAAUUACUUCAUGACCACCAUGUUUAAGCAGCUGACAAUGAGUCAUCUCAGUAGAAACAACGUCACGUAUGAAGAAGUGUUCAGGCAGGGGACGGCGACUCAUGUGGUUACAGCGAUUCUGUAUGGAGCUCGGGCCCUCAUGGUGUUUGACAGAGAUGUUUCUAAAGACGAAUCUACUCAUGCCAUUGUAGGAGAAUUAAAAGUAUCGAUAAAGAAAAUCCCUCACUUUACCAUUCAUGGCAAAGGAUCAGUGGACUUGUCUGCUAAAGAGAAAGAGGAAGCUAAAAAUAUCCGGUGCACUUUCCAUGGAGACUUUUAUAUUCGUGAACUUCCAGUUGACUAUUUAACAGCCCUAGAUGUGUACAAGAAACUGCCCAGUUUCCUGGGUGAAGAUGGUGAGCAUGCAGUGCCCGUCACUGUGUGGCUUUACCCCCUCAGUCUGCUGGACUCCAGUGCUGCCAGGCUGAUGUAUGAGAUCAGUACUGACCUGGUCACCCAGGCAGAGUGUGUGCUGGACUCUUUACUAGAGGCAGAGAUGAUGUGUGAUUAUCUUUUAACAGAGUCCUUAGUCAAGAGCUUCUACAACAUAGAAGAGAAAAUCAGCAAAUUCAAAACUCUGAUUGAGAGGUACAAGCUGUAUUUUCAAAAGAGGCUCGCUCAGAUUUUGCCAUCAGUUCGGGGAGGAGCAACAAAUGCAACUGCACUAGGUGACAUCCUUGAGGUACAUGGGACAUCACCAUUCAGUCAGCACAAGUUAGAGGGCUGGCUGUGCUCACUGCAGACUGAGAUUAGGGUGAUUGAGGCUCUGAUUAAGGGUAUGGAAGACAGCAAUGUAUCACUUCUAACUGGAAGGUUUGAUAGAAUAGAGCCUUUGAUUUUUGAGCCAAACAUUAACUACAUUGUGGACUUUAAUUUCAACUUGUUAAGCAAAGAAAGCAAAAGUUUAAACACAAUGGAAAAUUAUUUUAUAUCUGAAGAAAUAAGUGGUAUUAGAAGCACUGAUAUGGUGAACAAUGACGAGUGGGUACAUUCACAGGUGAACUGUGACAAAAUAAGACUGAGAAGAAAACUAUUUCUUGAUUUUGCAAGUAACAACCAACAGAAUGAAGCCACCAAGUUUGUGGUUACUAGCAGGCCUGUUGAGAUGCAAGAAAGCAGUUCAAUUCUCUUGUAUUGUAAAGGGGAGCUGCGUAGCUCAGACUUUGAGCCCCCUUCAACUCCAGAUGUUCCUAAAAUAUUAAAAACAUCAAGUCAAUCAGCAGAAAUAGAGCUCUCACUCCCGCCUCAUGGAUCAAAUGAGACAAUAAAGUAUCUGGUGCAGUUCCGAAAACACACUGAGAGACAGUGGAGGUCACAGAUGACGAGAGACACCGAGAAAUGUUUCACUCUGGAAGGUCUUCAGAGGUCUACACAGUAUGACGUGAGAUAUGCAGCCAUCUGUGAGGUCGGAGUGGGACCUCCUAGUGAAGUCAUCUCUGUGAACACUGGAGAACCAGAAUCAGCCAGCUUCUGCUGUGAACAUCUAGAGAAGUUUGACCUGUCAUGUAACAAUAUCACUGAAGACAUCAUAAAAAUACUGGCGCUAACUCUCCACCUCUACAGACGUGUCAGCCUGUGGUCAUGUCGUCUCACUUCCACAUGUUGCUCAGCUCUCUCCUCAACUCUUUCUUCUCCACACUCACAACUGACUGAACUGGACCUGAGCUACAACAUACCACAGGCCUCCAUGGACUUCUACCCCUUUGAAUUGUUGUACGGACGACAACUCCUGGGCAUUUUGGACAUCCCAAAAGAAGAAUGGAACGAGGCACAUCCUUCAACAAACAUACUGGAAAGUAUUGCGCAGUUACACAAUAAAUUAGAUAAAAUCCAGCCACUACUUACAGAACACAUGGCAAAAGCUCAGGCAGCACAGGCCCGCUUCUACAACUGUGGCAUGACCUUCUGCGAGUUUUAG
Messenger RNA from Polypterus senegalus (gray bichir), 2419 nucleotides. RefSeq names its product stonustoxin subunit alpha-like. The record is from RefSeq and is a predicted model, not a curated record. The transcript is spliced from 6 exons. Gene Ontology annotation, molecular function: protein binding. Bases 47 to 2419 code for a protein of 790 amino acids. Lineage: Eukaryota; Metazoa; Chordata; Cladistia; Polypteriformes; Polypteridae.